AUGACCCGGAUGCCUUAUGGUUUUUCCCAGGCAAGGAACCCUGAGAGAGGAUCAGGUGUUUUCAGGUUAACCGUCAGAAAUGCGAUGGCCCAUAUUGAUUCUGAGGUGAAGGAAGAAGGGCUGAGGGAAGAUUUGAAGUUUUACUUCAUGAACCCCUGUGAAAAGUACCGAGCCAGACACCAGAUUCCGUGGAAACUGGGUUUGCAAAUUUUGAAGAUACUCAUGGUCACCACACAGAGAGUGCUGGGUUCUGCUAUAGCAAGGAGACUUCCUGGCUUCCUCCUUCAAUUUGUCAUUUUAAACAAGUAUCAUCAGCUAAAGAACUUAUCCCUGGGGACCUUUGGUUAUGGAGAAAAUGAAGACAAUAAAAUUGGCUUAAAAGUUUGUAAAAAGCAUUAUAAGAAAGGGACCAUGCUUCCUUCUAAUGAGACUCUGAAUAUUGACAGCGAUGUUGAAAAAGAGUGUAUCCACUUAGACCUUCAAGUCCUCACCAAGAACUCUCAGGACUGGAAGAACUCCUCAUUCUUCAGACUGGAAUUUUAUAGGCUCUUAAAAGUUGACAUCUCCUUUCACCUCAAAGGCAUUGACCUUCAGACGAUUCGUUCCCGUGAGUUACCAGACUGCUAUAUCUUUCAGAAUAAGAUUACCUAUGACAAUGAAGCUCACAGUGGCAAAAUAAAAAUAUAUUUUGCCAGUCAUGCCAACAUCGAAGAAUGUAAAGUCUUGAACAUAUCUGGAUCUAUUCAGAAAAAUACUCAGUAUAUACUGGUGUUUGAUGCAUUUGUCAUUGUGAUUUGCUUGGCAUCUCUUAUACUGUGCACAAGAUCCAUUGUUCUUGCUCUAAAGUUACGCAAGAGAUUUCUAAAUUUCUUCCUGGAGAAGUACAAGCGACGGGCAUGUAACGCGGACCAGUGGGAAUUCAUCAAUGGGUGGUAUGUCAUGGUGAUCAUCAGUGACCUCAUGACAGUCACUGGAUCCAUCUUAAAAAUGGAAAUCAAAGCCAAGAAUCUCACAAAUUAUGAUCUGUGCAGCAUUUUGCUUGGGACAUCUACGCUGUUGGUUUGGGUUGGAGUCAUCAGAUACCUGGGCUAUUUCCAAACAUAUAAUGUGCUUAUUUUAACAAUGCAAGCCUCAGUGCCCAAGGUCCUUCGGUUUUGCGCUUGUGCUGGCAUGAUCUACCUCGGUUACACGUUCUGUGGCUGGGUUGUUUUAGGACCUUACCACGACAAGUUUGAAAAUCUAGGUACAGUUGCUGAAUGCCUGUUUUCUCUGGUCAACGGUGAUGACAUGUUUGCGACCUUUGCCCAAAUCCAGAAGAAAAGUGUCUUGGUGUGGCUGUUCAGCCGUCUGUAUUUAUAUUCCUUCAUCAGCCUUUUUAUAUAUAUGAUUCUCAGCCUUUUUAUUGCACUUAUUACUGAUUCUUAUCACACCAUUAAGAAAUACCAACAGAAUGGGUUCCCUGAAACGGAUCUUCAGAAAUUCCUGAAGGAAUGUAGUAACAAAGAGGAACAUGAGAAAGAAGCCUCAACCUUCCUAUCCUGCUUCUGCUGCCUGAGGAGGAAAGGAAGUGACGAGCACUUGAUACUAUUUAACUAA
Molecule: messenger RNA, 1596 nt
Organism: Chrysochloris asiatica (Cape golden mole)
Lineage: Eukaryota; Metazoa; Chordata; Mammalia; Afrosoricida; Chrysochloridae
Gene: MCOLN2
Product: mucolipin 2
Exons: 15
Coding region: 1-1596 (531 amino acids)
Cellular component (GO): plasma membrane; lysosomal membrane
Molecular function (GO): NAADP-sensitive calcium-release channel activity
Source: RefSeq, a predicted model, not a curated record